UCUCACUAUGUAUUACACUUCAUCUCGUCUCAAUCGUUUUACAUGCUUGCGUUGCUCGUAAUUACUGGUACCAAUGGCACUUGCAUUUAUGACAUUCUGAUUUACGUUAUACAGUAAAUGAUUAAUAAGCGUAAAAAAAUCUAAGAAAAACUGAUCGUGACGUAAAAGGGUUUACAAGGAUACUGAAGUAAUGAUUUCACUGAAAAGUGAAAUCUGAUGAUUAAGGAUGGAACAUAUAAGGCAAAUAAUAUCUAUAUUGUUUGUUCUAUCAUUGCUGCAUUACACAAAGUCAGCUUAUUUCGGAGAUGCGUUCUCUCAGCAAGCUGACGAGCCUUCCAGAAUCAGCUGGCUCUUUUCUGAUGCCUCUCUUACAGCAGGUGCAAAAAGGCUUCAAAGAGCUAUAUUAGAUUUUAGAAGAGAACCUGAGAAUGAUGGUUUACCAAGAAUUAUAAACAGCAAGUGCCGUGCUAAAUUGUAUAAUCUUUGCGGGAAUAUAGAUAAAAAUAACAAUGAUGAACUUACGUUGCUUGAGUGUAUUCAGACUUUUAAGCCCACUGAGAUAUCUGGAAUUGAUCAGAAAUGUCAAGAGGCAAUUUGGAUCUACAUUCAGAAUAUUACAGACAAUCAAAACAUAGAGAGACUUGCAAGAAAGGCAUGCGGCAACCAGCUAGAUAGUCUAAAAUGUUCUAGCCCUGAUAAAGCUCAUGGAGCAUAUCUAUCUUGUCUAAUCGAUAAUCGAGAAAUGGUCAGAGAUCCUGACUGCAUCAUUUAUAUUCAAAGAUUGGAAUGGAUUGCUUUUAGUGACUUCAGAAUUCUGACUCCCUUCAAAACAGACUGUGCAAACGAUAUUAAGAAAUUCAAGUGCGACAGUCUACAGCCAUAUAGAGACAUAUCGCAAGGUCAGAUAUUAGCUUGCUUACAGGAGCAUGUUGAGCAACUGCAGCACGAAUGUAGAAGACAUAUUUUACAUGUAUCUGAGAUUCAAGCUGAAAACAUCAGGCUGGACCGUCAACUGUACAUGGCAUGUAUUGAUGAUAGCAGAAAAUUUUGCCCUGACAUUCGACCAGGCAGUGGUCAAGUUUAUAAGUGUUUGAUGCAGCAUAAAACCGAUAGAUCAAUGACCGCGCGAUGCCAGGAACAGUUAACAAGAAGAGAGAAACUAAUUGCAUCUGAUUACAAGAUUAGUAAAGGUCUAGUCAAAGCAUGUAAAGAAGAUAUUAGAAAUAAUCACUGCAGGCGAUCUGUGUCUGAAGACAAGGAGAUUAGGCUGGCACAGAUUUUACUUUGUCUAGAAUCGGCUGUGAAAAAUGGCAGCAAAAUUGAUGGAAAUUGUCAAGCGGAAAUGUUUGAUCACAGGAAACUUUUGAUGGAAGAUUACAGAUUGUCACCCGAAAUCGUAGACGGCUGUGCCAACGAUAUUACAACUUUUUGCAACAGUCUUGAGGUCGGUGGUGCUACAAUACAUUGUCUGAUGGAGCAUACAAGAACGAGAAAGAAGAAGUCGAGGGUUUCGCCGAAAUGCCAAAGAGCGUUGGAGGAGUUAAUUUUAGAAGCUGAUGCUGGCGAAGAUUGGAGAAUUGACCCGGUUUUAAGGGAACAAUGUCAACCUGUAGUUAAUUUAGCUUGUAGAGAUGUACAUGGCGGAGAUGCUAGAGUGAUAUCGUGUCUGAUGGAGCAAUUGGGAACAGAUAGAAUGACCGAAGCCUGUGAGACAGCAUUAGUACAGAUACAAUACUUUAUCGCCAGAGAUUUUAAACUCGAUCCGCAAUUAUACAAGGCGUGCAAGUAUGAUGCUGUACGUUUGUGUCAUGCGAGAAAUGCAUGGGCCAGUGAUGGAAGACAGAUGGAUCCCGAAACAGGACCUCUCGUGUUACCAUGUUUAUAUCGGCAUGCUUACCAAAAAAAUAUGACAUUAAAAGCAGACUGUUUAGAAGAGAUUAGAAGAGUCAUGAGACAGCGUGCCGUCAACGUUGAUUUGCAACCCGAGAUAGAAGAAGUGUGCUUUAAUGAACUGGCGUCACUUUGCUACGAUAAAACUGCAAAAGGAGAAGAAAUUCUUUGUCUGCAGGAUAAUUUAGACAACUUAAACAAAAAAUGCAAGCUAGCAGUUGGAAAUUUUACUGAGGAACAAGCGGAACGUGUUGAGCUGAAUCCUAUCAUCUCUUCUGCAUGUCAGCAUAUUAUGGAACGUCAUUGCGAAGAGGUUUUAAAAUAUGGAAAGGAUGAAGGAAAUAUGAUGGAGUGUCUUAUUGAACAUAAAAACGAACUGGACGCACGUACCGAUUACAAAUGCAAAGCAGCAGUGGAACAUUUCCAGUUGAUAUCCUUGAAGAAUUACCAUUUUACGUACAAGUUCAAGGAAGCGUGCAGGCCUUAUGUUAAGAGAUGGUGCCCUAAAUCGAAAACGAAAGCCGAUGUGAUAGAAUGCUUAAGCUCGAUCGUGCAGGAGGAUAUAAUGAAGGAAUCUCAGCAUCGCGUAUUAAAGGACUGUAGGCAACAGUUACGGGCACAGCUUUAUCAGCAGAGAGAAAACAUCCAUUUUGAUCCAGUUCUGCAAGCAACUUGCUCAAUGGACAUCAAACAGUUUUGCUUUAACAUAGAACCAGGCAAUUCACAGGUAUUAGAAUGCUUAGCAUCGCACAAAUCUAAACUAUCGGAUAUGUGCCACAAGCAGCUGUUCAAGGUGAGGAAACAGGAAUUUCAGGAUAGCUCCAGUGAUGUGCCUCUGCUGAGCACUUGUCGAGUCAUGAUCAGGCAGUAUUGUCACGAUGUGAGCAAAUCACAAACUUUAGAUUGCCUUAAGAGAUACAAAGAUGAACUCACUUUCGACGAGAAGUGUAAGAAUAUUGUGAUUCGAAGAAUGAUUGAGCAGAAUACGGAUUAUAGAUUCAAUACCGCACUGCAAAGCGCAUGUGGUCACGAUAUCGAUAAGCAUUGUAAAGAGGUUUUGGUACAUGAACAUACCGACAAAGAACUUGAAGGAAAGGUCAUAAGAUGUUUGAAGAUUAGAUUUCGGGAAUCAAAAUUGACGACAAAAUGCGAACAUCAAAUGGCUAACAUCCUUAGAGAAGCUGCACUGAAUUAUCACUUAAACCCGUUAUUAGCAACAAUGUGCGCGCAUGAGAUUGAAACAAUCUGCCGAUCAGAUGAAAAUGAGCCUGGCGCCGUUGAAGAGUGUCUUAAAAGGAAAUUUAACGCCGGAAAUCGAGACAUGAAGGAAGAAUGUCGUUUGGAAAUCGCCGAUCUAAUAGAACAAACAAGGGCUGAUAUAAACGUGGAUCCCUUGCUGCAGAAAGCUUGUGCAGUAGAUGUCAGCAAAUACUGCAGUGCUGUACCUCAAGGCGCAGGAAGACACAUACAGUGUUUACAAAAUGCGUUGGAAGACAGCAACAAAUCCUUGCAACCUGAUUGUUACAAGAUGCUGACUACAAGGAUGGAAAUGUUCAGAAAUGCUGCCAAAUUGAUUGCGCCAAAUACGAUUGAAGAAUUAUAUUCGACGAUGAAUCGUUCUCCAGCACGGCGUUACUUCAUGAUCGUUGGAUUCACCGUGAUCGGGAUCAUCUUUAUUGUCGGAAUGUUCUGUGGCCGAGUGACUAGACGAACGAUGAUUAUGAAGAACAAGUGACGACGUGGCCGCGAUCUAUCCACUAGUGAAAUAAACUUUCAUGAGUUAGUUGAGGAACUGUAAACUGAAAACAAAUUGUAACACGCGUUGACUUGGUUAGCGACACGAAAUGCAAGUUUACGGUAAAUAAGGAAAAAAUAGCGGUCUUUUUAUAUCUUCGUUUACAAGUUUUUAAAGUGCAUUUUUUUAGUGACCAGAAGAGGUAUGAGAUUUUCGACAUAACUGUUAAAUACACACGAUAUUAUGCAAAAUAUCAUAGAGAUUAAUGUCUAAAGAUGCGAUUAUUCAUGUACUACGGUGUACUAUGUUAUUAUAAUAUCAUGAUUAUUAAAAUACAGGGUGUUCUAUACAG
Messenger RNA from Linepithema humile (Argentine ant), 3977 nucleotides. It is a transcript of the gene Glg1, whose product is annotated as golgi glycoprotein 1. Gene Ontology annotation, cellular component: Golgi membrane. NCBI's taxonomy places the organism in Eukaryota, Metazoa, Arthropoda, Insecta, Hymenoptera, Formicidae. The record is from RefSeq and is a predicted model, not a curated record. Gene Ontology annotation, molecular function: fibroblast growth factor binding.